AUGUCCAACGAGAUCGUGGACGACAAGUCAGAGCACUGCGUCCCGUUCAUUCUCGAGCGUAUCAAGCUUCACGGAGACUCCUACAAGGGCAGAGGCGAGGCUCCGCCUCCUUUCUUCAUAGGCCUCAAUGGUGUCCAGGGCGCGGGGAAAACAACCUUGGUUGAAACGCUAAAGGAGACGCUCUCGACAGGUCACGGCCUCCCGACACUUGUAUUCUCAAUAGACGAUUUAUAUCUACCUCAUGAGAAGCAGGAAGAACUAGCCAAAGCACAUCCGAACAAUCCACUUAUUCAGCAUCGCGGUCAGCCAUCAACGCACGAUGUCGAGCUCGGACGCAAACUAUUCCAAUCACUGGCAGACCGGAAGCCCAACAUCAAAGUCCCGAGCUACGACAAGAGCGCUUACAGCGGAGCCGGCGAUCAGGUACCAGAGCAGAAGUGGCCAACGGUGAAUUCAGACCCAGCGAAGCCGAUCGAAGUUGUCCUAUUCGAAGGCUGGUGCGUUGGCUUCCGUGCCUUGGACGACGCCGCGGUCGAAAAGAAAUGGCGGACUGCGAAGGCCCAGGCAGACAGCGAUGCUGGUGACUACAAGGGUCGACUGGGAAAGCAGAAACUGGAAAGCGUGCUGUUUGUGAACAGUCGUCUUCGAGACUAUGAUGUUUUGACCGAUCGCUUUGAUGCCUUCAUGCUCGUAGACGCUGAAGACACGCUGUACGUUUACGACUGGAGAUUAGACGCCGAGAGGAAGAUGAAGAAAGCAAAGGGCAGUGGAAUGUCGGACGAGCAAGUCGUCAACUUUGUCAACGGCUAUUAUCCUGCGUAUGAACUCUACACUGACGUUCUGCGCAACGGCAUCUUCCAGGACGAAAAAGGCAAGCAGUUGCGCCUCAAUACCGACCCUCCACCUUCCUCCCAGUACAGCUCCAGCACGUACCUACGCCCGCCAUUCCCGAAAGAUAGCCCCAGCGCACAGGCCAUGAAACACCUCGACCUCGACGGACACGAUCUCCCGCCCUCCCCCGCGCCAUCCAGCCCCUCUAAUGGUCGGAAGUACGCCCUCGCCACGGAGCUGCACAAUGCGAGCUCCACCCCGAUAUACCAGUCGGCGACAUUCAAGGGAGGGCCGGGGCAGGAAUAUGACUACACACGCAGUGGCAACCCCACGCGCACGCAGCUGGAGCGGCAUCUGGCGAAGAUCAUGAAUGCCAACAGAGCACUGGCCGUCUCUUCUGGCAUGGGCGCAUGCGACGUCAUCACGAGAAUCUUGAAGCCUGGAGAUGAAGUCGUGACCGGAGACGAUCUCUACGGCGGGACGAAUCGCCUCUUGACCUACCUCAAAGAGAACAGCUCGAUCAUCGUACGCCACGUGGACACCACGAAGCUGGAGACCGUCAAGGCUGCUUUGACCGACAAGACUGCCAUGGUUCUGCUGGAAACACCCACAAACCCGCUGAUCAAGAUUGUGGACAUUGCGGGAAUUUCUGCCGCUGCUCACGAAGCCAACCCGCAGGCCUUAGUCGCAGUCGACAACACGAUGUUGUCGCCCUACCUGCAAAACCCGCUUGACCUUGGUGCAGAUAUCGUGUACGAAAGUGGCACAAAAUAUCUCUCCGGACACCAUGAUCUCAUGGCAGGUGUGAUCGCAGUCAACAACGCGGCGCUUGCAGAACGAUUCUAUUUCGUCAUCAAUUCCACGGGCUGUGGUCUCGCUCCUUUCGACAGCUGGCUGUUGCUGCGCGGCGUCAAAACCCUCGCCGUGCGCAUGGAAAAGCAGCAAACCAACGCCAUGACAAUCGCACAGUUUUUGGAGGCGCGCGGUUUCAAGGUCCGCUUCCCCGGGCUCAAGUCUCAUCCUCAAUACGACCUGCAUUGGUCACAAGCUCGAGGUGCGGGCGCCGUGCUGAGCUUCGAAACGGGAUCCGUUGCAUUGUCCGAGCGAAUCGUUGAGUCGACACGUCUCUGGGGCAUCUCGGUCUCCUUUGGCUGUGUGAACAGUCUGAUCUCUAUGCCUUGUGUCAUGAGCCAUGCUUCCAUUGACCCCGCGACUCGUAAAGAGCGCGCCCUACCGGAAGACAUCAUCAGGCUGUGUGUUGGCAUCGAGGACAUUGCGGACCUGGUGGAUGAUUUGUCGCAGGCGUUGGUCAGGGCUGGAGCGGUUAGACUCACAGAUGAUGGCUUCGUGGCGUUGGAUGUGAAUGAGUCGGGGAGGACGACGCAAGUCGUGGACCAGCCGUAG
Neohortaea acidophila is the source of this 2235-nucleotide messenger RNA. RefSeq names its product Cys/Met metabolism PLP-dependent enzyme-domain-containing protein. Gene Ontology annotation, biological process: transsulfuration; 'de novo' L-methionine biosynthetic process. The record is from RefSeq and is a predicted model, not a curated record. The transcript has 7 exons. NCBI's taxonomy places the organism in Eukaryota, Fungi, Ascomycota, Dothideomycetes, Mycosphaerellales, Teratosphaeriaceae. Gene Ontology annotation, cellular component: cytoplasm. Bases 1 to 2235 code for a protein of 744 amino acids. Gene Ontology annotation, molecular function: pyridoxal phosphate binding.